GAUUUGACUGAAGAAAGGGUUGUGUUUAAAGCGUUUACCGCGUAGAAACUGUUCUACUUUAAAGUUCUACGAACGAUACAGAAUGAAUUGUUUAUUAUUUACCGUAACAUAUUAAUGUUUUAUUUAAAAGUUAUUAAGGUUAUUUCUGUGAGUAAAGCGCAUCCACACACGAGUAACACAAAAGAACUGAGUGUUUAUAAAAAUACCUGCUGAAGCAACCGAGAUCCACGUGACACACAAAGAUGCCGUUUAUUAAAGAGGAGUGUGAAGACGUUAAAACUGAAGAAGUGUUCAGAGUCAAACAUGAAGAUACUGAGGAUCAAAUAAUUAAAGAGGAGAUUGAAGACAUCAGGAUUGACGAAGGAUUCGUUCUGAAAGAUACUGAGGAAAAAACAGACCUAAUGGCAUUGAAAAAAGAGACAGAAGUACUCAAUGACAUUGAAGAGAAAGAUCAACACAAGAAUCAUCAUGAUUUCACAACUGGAAAAAAAUCAUUUAGGUGUUCACAGACUGAAAAGAUUUCCACACGAAAAAAAGCUCAAAAGACUGGAGCAACUAAAAGGCAUGUCAAUUGCUUUCGGUUUGGAAAGAGUUUCAAUCAACAAGAAAACCUUAAAGUCCACAUUGGGGAGACCCCUUUUAGUUGCCAACAAUGUGGAAAAAGUUUUACUUUUAAAGGAAGCAUCAAGAGGCACAUGAGAAUUCACACUGGAGAGAAGCCUUACACCUGCAAACAGUGUGGAAAAUGUUUCACCAAUAAAGGAAGCCUUAGCUGGCACAUGAGAAUUCACACCGGAGAAAAGCCUUACGCCUGCCAACAAUGUGAAAAAACUUUCACUUUUAAAGUAAGUCUUGACAGGCAUAUAAAAAUUCACAACGGAGAAAAUCCUUACACCUGCCAGCGGUGUGGUGAGGGUUUUGCUCAACAUGUAAACCUUAGAGAGCACAUGAGAAAUCACGCUGGAGAGAAGCCUCACACCUGCGAACAGUGUGGAAAAAGUUUCACUCAUAAAGGAAGCUUUGACAGGCACAUGAGAGUUCACACCGGAGAAAAGCCUUACACCUGCAAACAGUGUGGAAAAAGUUUCACUCAACGUGGAAACCUUGAAGUCCACAUGAGAAUACACAAUGGAGAGAAUCCCUUCACUUGCCAACAGUGUGGAAAAAGUUUCAGUCAUCAAGCAAGCCUUAGCCACCACAUGAGAAAUCACGCUGAAGAGAAGCCUCACACCUGUGAACAGUGUGGAAAAAGUUUCACUCAUAAAGGAAGCUUUGACAGGCACAUAAAAAUUCACACUGGAGAAAAGCCUUACACCUGCAAACAGUGUGGAAAAAGCUUCGUUAAAAAUUGGAACCUUGUAGUCCACCAGAGAAUACACAGUGGAGAGAGUGCCUACACUUGCCAACAGUGUGGGAAAAAUUUCAGUCAAAAAGGAAACUUUGACAGGCACAUAAGAAAUCACACUGGAGAGAAGCCUUAUACCUGCGAACAGUGUGGAAAAAGUUUUACUAAUAAAGGAAGCCUUAACUGGCACAUGACUGAUCACACUGGAGAGAAGCCUUACACCUGCCCUCAGUGUGGAAAGAGUUUCCAACACAAUGGAAACCUUAACUCCCACAUUAGGAUUCACACUGGACAGAAGCCUUACACCUGCCAACAGUGUAGAAAAAGUUUCGCUCAUAAAGGAAGCCUUACAUGGCACAUGAGAAUUCACAGCACAUAAAAUGCAUAUACAGGUGCAUCUCUAUAAAUUAGAAAGUCGUGGAAAAGUUCAUUAAUUUCAGUAAAUCAACUCAAAUUGUGAAACUCGUUUAUUAAAUGAAUACAAUGCACACAGACUAAAGUAGUAGUUUAAGACUUGGUUCUUCUUGUCCAGAAAACAAUCAUUGACACCCUUCACAAGGAGGGUAAGCCACAAACAUUCACUGCCAAAGAAUCUGGCUGUUUACAGAGUGCUGUAUCCAAGCAUGUUAACAGAAAGUUGAGUGGAAGGAAAAAGUGUGGAAGAAAAAAUAUGCACAACCAACCAAGGGAACCGCAGCCUUGAGAGGUUGUCAAGCAAAAUCGAUUCAAGAAUUUGGGUGAACUUCACAAGGAAUGGACUGAGGCUGAGGACAAGGCAUCAAGAACCACCACACACAGACGUGUCAAGGGAUUUGGCUACAGUUGUCGUAUUCCUCUUGAACCACAGACAACGUCAGAGGCGUCUGGGCAUUGCCCAGUGGUCCAAAGUUCUCUUUUCAGAUGAGAGCAAGUUUUGUAUUUCAUUUGGAAACCAAGGUCCUAGAGUCUAGAGGAAGGGUGAAGAAGCUUAUAGCCCAAGUUGCUUGAAGUCCAGUGUAAAGUUUCCACAGUCUGUGAUGAUUUGGUGUGCAAUGUCAUCUGCUUGUGUUGGUCCACUGUGUUUUUUGAAAACCAAAGUCACUGCACCCGUUUAUCAAGACAUUUUAGAGUAUUUUAUGCUUUUUUUCUGCUGACCAGCUUUAUAAAGAUGCUGAUUUUAUUUUCCAGCAGGAUUUGACACCUGCCCACACUGCCAAAAGCACCAAAAGUUGGUUAAAUGACCAUGGUGUUGUUGUGCUUGACUGGCCAGCAAACUCAUCAGACCUGAACGCCAUACAGAAUCUAUGGAGUAUUGUCAAGAGGAAAAUGAGAAACAAGAGACCAAAAAAUGCAGAUGAGCUGAAGGCCACUGUCAAAGAAACCUGGGCUUCCAUAUCACCUCAGCAGUGCCACAGACUGAUCACCUCCAUGUCACGCUGAAUUGAGGCAGUAAUUAAAGCAAAAGGAGCCCCUACCAAGUAUUGAUUACAUAUACAGUAAAUGAACAUACUUUCCAGAAGGCCAACAAUUCACUUACAUUUUUUUUUUUUUUAUUGGUCUUAUGAAGUAUAGUAAUUUGUUGAGAUAGUGAAUUGGUGGGUUUUUGUUAAAUGUGAGCCACAAUCAUCACAAUUAAAAGAACCAAAGACUUAAACUACUUCAGACUGUAUGCAUUGAGUUUAUUUAAUACAUGAGUUUCACAAUUUGAGUUGAAUUACUGAAAUAAAAUAAAUUUUUCACGACAUUCUAAUUUAUUGAGAUGCACCUUUACCUGUCCCCUGCAAAGCAAGUAGAAUUGUCAAAGAUGGAUCAAUACCAACUGUUGUCCAACUUCGCAUUCAGAUCACAAGAUCACAAGCACAAUCCUAUUGUGUUAUUUUUAUAUUUCUUUAUACAUUUAUAUUUUGUAUUUCUUUGUUAUUGGGUUUGCUUUUCCUAUUUCCCUCACUGUCUUUUGUAAGAUGCCAUUGCGAUGAGUGCUAUGUUUUAUCAGCUCCUUGAGUUGGUUUAUGGUUAAUUAUUGUUUAUGGAUUUCCAGCACAAAAUGUGUUUGUUAACUUUUCUUUAUUAGAAGAUUAGUAAUCCAAGUUGAUGCAGGAUGUUGAUGAGACAAUGACAUACUUUGGUAUACUUCAAUAAAACAUAGUUAAGUUUUA
Molecule: messenger RNA, 3480 nt
Organism: Labeo rohita (rohu)
Lineage: Eukaryota; Metazoa; Chordata; Actinopteri; Cypriniformes; Cyprinidae
Product: gastrula zinc finger protein XlCGF57.1
Exons: 3
Coding region: 243-1724 (493 amino acids)
Biological process (GO): regulation of transcription by RNA polymerase II
Cellular component (GO): nucleus
Molecular function (GO): RNA polymerase II cis-regulatory region sequence-specific DNA binding; DNA-binding transcription activator activity, RNA polymerase II-specific
Source: RefSeq, a predicted model, not a curated record